This is a messenger RNA of Megalobrama amblycephala (Wuchang bream), 4818 nucleotides long. RefSeq names its product La ribonucleoprotein 4B (gene larp4b). The coding region runs from base 546 to 2777 and encodes 743 amino acids. Gene Ontology annotation, molecular function: mRNA 3'-UTR binding. Gene Ontology annotation, biological process: positive regulation of translation. Gene Ontology annotation, cellular component: cytoplasmic stress granule; cytosol. The transcript is spliced from 17 exons. The record is from RefSeq and is a predicted model, not a curated record. NCBI's taxonomy places the organism in Eukaryota, Metazoa, Chordata, Actinopteri, Cypriniformes, Xenocyprididae.
GCCGUUGAGUUAUUGAAAGGGCCGCAGUGGAGAGUGGGCGGGCUAGUCAAUAAAGCGUCUCUGGGCGGGAGUUCGCGGUGCGGUUUGGCCGAGAGAGUGAAGCUCAACUCCGGACACAAAUACACGGGGAGGGAAGAGGCGUGCGGCUCCGUUCUUCAUCAUAUCCCAGUUUAACUAGCACGUACACUUAUACUUAGUCGCAUUUCCCGCACUGUGAUUUAAGCCGUUUUGAAUAAUAACACCUUCACUCUCGUGUUGUUAACAUCUCGACAACAAACGUUAGCCAGUCACUUAAACAUCACCAAACAGACCUUUAAAGUUGACUAUCAGGCCUGGUACCGAGGAGCUGGUGGUAUUUGGAGGCUGUUGAACGCGUUGUGGUGGUUUAAAAGUUUCCUGCACGGAUUCGUGGAUUUGUUUUUCUAAGUUUUGUCCGUGGAAGUCAGACGCUCGGGCCCGCAAACAGUCUCCCGUGCGCGGAGAGCAGAUACAGUUCCCUGGUGGUCUGGAGAGCUCUGCGUUCGGAGCUAGAACCUGGACAGCUCAUGACUUCAGACCAGGAAGGAAAAACUAUCGUGGAGCCACAGGUGCAGCAGUCACAGGAAGCAAAGGAGAAAGAGAUUCCCCUUUUGGAAUCCUCCAAGAUCUCAGACCUCAAUCCCAAUGCGAAGGCAUGGGCAAAUUACAUGCCUAAACCAGAGGCCUCUGCUACAACCUGCCCAGAUUCUCAGCAGUCAUGGGUAGAUGCGGCCGAUGACCCAUCAAACUGCAUCUCAGGAGGUUAUAACAACAGUGAAGACAAAGGGAACUGGAAUGAGGAACAGCAGGUAUCUACCUCUGUAGAACUGCCCUUUGCAGCACAGCCAGAAUCGGUGUACAUGGGAAGCUCAGCCAGUGAGAAGGGCAUUGUGUCAAAUCAGAACACCAGUAUGAAAGGGGUGAACGAUUCAGACUCCUCUAGACAGCUUGAAGACCUUCGGGAACAACUGAAGGCAACACUGGAGUUCUGCCUCUCUAGGGAGAAUCUAGCCAACGACAUGUACCUCAUCUCGCAAAUGGACAGUGACCAGUAUGUGCCAAUAGUGACUUUGGCAAACCUUGAUCAAAUCAAGAAACUCACCACUGAUGUUGAUCUCAUUGCAGACAUCUUAAAAACGCUGCCUCUUGUCCAAGUGGACAAAUGUGGAGAGAAAGUGCGGCCCAAUCAGAACCGCUGCAUCGUAAUUCUCAGAGAGGUUCCUGAGGCCACUCCUGUGGAGGAAGUUGAAACACUCUUUAAGAGCGAUAAUUUGCCCAAAUUCAUCAAUUGUGAGUUUGCCUACAAUGACAACUGGUUCAUCACCUUUGAAUCUGAGGCAGAUGCUCAACUGGCAUACCAGUAUCUCAGAGAAGAGGUGAAAACUUUUCAAGGGAAGCCGAUAAAGGCUAGAAUAAAGGCCAAGGCCAUUGCCGUCAAUACCUUUGUGCCAAAGAAUGGGUAUCGGCCCGUGGACGUGUCCUCAAAUGUCCAGCAACGCUACACCCCUUACUACAUCCCACCUGUGUAUGGAGCACAGCAACAGUUUCCUCUUUACAGACUAGUGACGCCUCAGGGCUGGUCAGCUACCCAGAGCUACCUGGACCCGACUCUGGUUACUCCGUUUCCCAGCCCUGCGUUUAUUAACGGCUUCGCUGGUUCUCCGACAUUUAAAUCAGCAACAUCUCCACUACCUGUCAGACACUAUACACCUCGAAUCAGGAACCAUAACAAAACACACAUUCGACUGACAACAGACCGUGGAACCACCCUGCUGGAAAACCCUGCUGCUUUCUCUACUUUCCCUACGGAGAGAGUCCCUAAUGGGACACGGCCUCCACAGAUUCAUCACUUGGGUAGCCGACCUCGACUACCUAGCGGUCCAGGCUAUCCACGCCGGGACCAGGUGGGAAGUGGACGGAUGGAAGUGAACGGGGCUGAUUACUCUCUGAACGCGGGCCGUGGGAGAAGGGGCGGCUAUGGAUACAGGAAAAGGAGAGAUGACAACAAGUUUCCAAGAGCAGCAACACAGUCGCCCCCUCCUGUUCAGGAGCGCACCCCUUCCCCUAGCUUUGAGCUGGGCCUGUCCAGCUUCCCUCCUCUGCCUGGAGCUGCAGGAAAUCUAAAGCCUGAAGUAAAAACUGAAAACAGCCUUGACAACCGACUGUCUGAUGUUGUCGCUGGAGCGGUUAAAGACAAGCCUCUAAAUAAGGAUGUGGUCACCAGCCGUGUGAUCUCAGGGACCUCCAAAGAAUCCGUGCAGGCUGUUCCUGCUCCUGCUCCUGCUUCUGCUCCUACUCCUGCUCCUACUCCUGCUCCUGCUCCUGCUGCUGCUCCCGCUGCUCAGACCCCAGUGGACCACCAACACUCGCCCUCUCCAGCCCUUGCAAACCUGACAACUGUAGAAAAACCUAAAGAGAUGCAGACACCUGCAGAGAAAUGCUCCGAUACACACGCUGCUAAAACUGCACCACUGAGCAACCCAAUUACAGUAAGUGAGCCCCGGAAGCCGAGCUACGCAGAGAUCUGUCAGAGGAUAAGAGAGGCACCAACACAGCAGCCGUCAGCGGAUCCCCGACCUCCCAGCUCCACCGUCGAAGACAUCAAGACUCCUGACUCGGCAGAACGCAGAUGCAGAGAAUCAGCACCCGCACCUGCCAAAUCCACAGCGACGGCUUGUCCCAGAGAAACAGUGAAAUCUCAUCAGAGCGCCGGGGAACGAGCGAGCGGCGGCACGACAGCUUCCUUCCACCAAUCCUGAGAGUCUCCGCUUUGCUUCCAGGACCGAAUGGGAAGGAAAACUUUGUCAGGGCUGCUCAAAAAAAAAGAAAGAAAGAAAGAAAGAAAAGUCCCUCUUAUCUCACGGUCUCUGUGAGUGCACACACAGACAGCUUGUCACUGGAAUCAGGGCCUACAGACAAAAGCACUUGUGCAUAAGGGUUCUCUGAAUAUUUUUGUUGUCCUUUCUGUCGUUUUGUUUUUCAGUUACAAGAUCUUUUGUUGUUUUUUUCCAAGGAAAAUUGGAUUAAUGAACCAGCACCAGUUGGAGAUUAACUAUUUAAAAAUGUUUUGUCAGAGCUCAACUUUAUUUUGGGGUUAAAACUUCAAAUAGUGCUGUUGGGAGGAAAUACUGAUUUUUUUUUUUGAAUAGUGCUGAUCCUGAAACACUUUUUUUUUUUGUGUGUGUGUUUUCUUUCAUUUUUUUAACUGAUAUGUAUAUAAUUUUGCUAACCUUGAGUGUCUUGGUACUGGUGCGAUUCCGUACGUGAAUCUCGGCGGUCCCAGCCAUUACAACUGCAUGAGUGAGACUUUCGUGUAAAUCUGUUUUGUGUUCUGUUUUUAUGUUUGGAUGUUCCAGCACUGGAGUGACGUGUUUUUUUUUUUUUUUUUCUCUUUUCUUUUGGAGCUCUGAAUUAUUUUUUUACAUGCUAAUCCUCUAUCAAAUUGUACUGAUGUGAUAUUGUAGCAGGUGUAUGUAUACCUGUUCUUGUGUGCAUGCUUUCUUUUACUUUUUUUCUUUUCUUUUUAACCUUUUAAUGGCACACAUUGGUUUGCUGAAUAAUUUCCUUUCCUUUUUUUCCUAUUCGCCAAUUGUUUGGGAAGAAUCCACUCUGAUGCCUCUUCAUUCGAUCCUGGAAGAUCUUCACACUGCAAAGUCCUCAGGUUGCGAGGGUGAAGUGUUCAUGUGCCUAGUCUGCUGUGAUCUAAAUGAUAGAUGGAUAUAUAAUUUGCUUCUUAGCCUCGUUUGUUAUCCUGGUGUGGUGCUAUGGUUCGUCACAUGGUUUCUUUGGUGCUUUUAUCUAUAUUAACGGAGGGAAAGUCACCAACACGCACCAACGUCUGUCGUUUGACCUUCACCGAUUCGCUUUCAUAUCACCACGACUAUACGAGUGGGAUCGUGUACAUUUAUAUAGUGACGUAUACAUCAAGAGCAAAAAGAUCUGAGCCUUCAGCACACAUGGACCAGCGUUGUUUUUUGGGGGUUUCUCCUUUAUGCAGACUUUGCUUUUGAGUGUCACUCUCGUUCAUGCUGUUCAUUAGUUCAGUUCAUUGGUUCUCAUCCGAGUUUGAAACCGUCUUGGGCCGAGCGAGACAGACCGUUUAUUUUGUUUCGAUGUCUUCCUGCAGCGUGGAGCACGUGCAGAAUGCUUUGAGAUGUUUGUCAUGGCGUCUGUUGUAUAUGUUUUCUUGUAUCUUCCCUGUGAGUUUUUCUUUUUUUUUUUUUUUCUCGGUUAAUCAAAAAAAAGUUUUUGUUGAUUUUUCUGACUUUUCGAAUGCAACCGAUCAUUUUUCCAUCAAUAAAUGAAGCAUACCAUGGUUGAAGUAAUGAAGGUUUCAUUACAUAAACCAUUAAGAUGUUCAAAAAAUAAACAAGCUAAAAAGAAACAUCACAUAUAAAUUAACAGUGUUUGAAAACUUGAAUUUUAUUUAAACUUGAAAAAAAUGUCUCUGCCUUAACUUUUUAGAUGACAGUUUGGAGGGUUUUUUUGUUUAUUUGCUUUCUUUCAAUUCCCAAAGUGUAGAAAAAAGGAUGAUGUGGUAGAGGCGUCCGAAGCCUUCCUCACUACAUUUGUGUAGCACAAUACUUUUGGGAUUGAGAUGGGAUUAUUGUUUUGUUUUGUUCUCCUCUGUGUAAAUGCUUGUAGUCUAAACUGUAGUACAUGUAUACAUACACAUAUACUUGUAUGUGUGUGCUUUCUCUGUACAGAUGUAAAUAAUUGGAAAAUGUUAAAAAGGUACCCUAAAAUUGGUUAUGAGAAACUGUAUGGGAAAAAAAAUAAUAAAUAAAUGUUAAUGAGAAA